This is a messenger RNA of Dichomitus squalens LYAD-421 SS1, 219 nucleotides long. RefSeq lists its product as uncharacterized. NCBI's taxonomy places the organism in Eukaryota, Fungi, Basidiomycota, Agaricomycetes, Polyporales, Polyporaceae. The coding region runs from base 1 to 219 and encodes 72 amino acids. The record is from RefSeq and is a predicted model, not a curated record. The transcript has a single exon.
AUGGGCCCUGUGAUCCCGACUGAGGUUGUCGAGCGUGUCAUUGACAACCUCUGGGACGACGUCUCCACCCUCCACAACUUCUCCCUUACAUGUCGCGAUCUCGCACCUCGUAGUCGCUACCAUAUUUUAAGCAAAAUCCGCAUUGUAGGCCAAGGGCAGCUCAACUCCGUCCUCAAUCUUCUCAACGCAAAUCCUGAUAUCCCCUCCCUGGUUCGAUGA